AUGGCUUACUACAUUGACCAAUCGGCACUUUCUCCUUCUGCCUCCGCUGAAGAGCAAUGGAUCAACAACUUGUUGUCCACGCUGGCGCCCAUGACCACCGCCAACUCCUACUCGUUCAACAUGAACGUUCCAGUGGUGGAGUCAAACUUCUCCACCGCUGACUUCCCCAGUCUCUUAGAAGACAACAGUGUCUUUUCUGGUUCUUCCAGAGCUUCUACAGUUUCCACUCCUCCUAUAAAAGAAGAAGACUGGGACCCUUGCUUGGAGCUGGACAGCCUGGACUUCAUGAACACUGUUCUGUCCAAGCUUCAAAUGAUGCAGCUGAAGAACAACCUCACUCCAAAGGCAUUGGAGUCUAUUUUCGAUACCAAGGACGUACUUAAACAGAGCGUGGAAAGCAGUCCAGAGCAGCAGCAGGCUCCCCAGCCACAGCAAACACACAGACUGCUGAAGAGACGGUGCCCCAGAAAGAGACUUACUGAGUCUCAGAAAGAAGCACACAAUAAGGUGGAAAAGAAGUACAGAGUGAACAUCAACUCCAAGAUCAACAGCUUGCAAACGGUGAUUCCAUGGUUUGCCAGCGAUAACGGGCAGAAGCUGCGCAUGGACUUGAAGGUGAAUAAACUGGUGAUUUUGGAGAAGGCGUUUGACUAUAUUGUGUAUCUUCAGAAAGAGAAUGAGGCCAUGAGGAAGCGUCUCGACAGGCAAUAG
Candidozyma haemuli is the source of this 711-nucleotide messenger RNA. RefSeq names its product regulatory transcription factor TYE7 (gene TYE7). The transcript has a single exon. Lineage: Eukaryota; Fungi; Ascomycota; Pichiomycetes; Serinales; Metschnikowiaceae. Gene Ontology annotation, molecular function: protein dimerization activity. Bases 1 to 711 code for a protein of 236 amino acids. The record is from RefSeq and is a predicted model, not a curated record.